Molecule: messenger RNA, 999 nt
Organism: Ailuropoda melanoleuca (giant panda)
Lineage: Eukaryota; Metazoa; Chordata; Mammalia; Carnivora; Ursidae
Product: A disintegrin and metalloproteinase with thrombospondin motifs 1-like
Exons: 8
Coding region: 309-926 (205 amino acids)
Source: RefSeq, a predicted model, not a curated record
GCGGCUGUCAAGACUUCGGGACUCGGGAAUGGCGUGGCUUCUUCUGCCGCGGGGCCUCAGGUGGCCCUGGAGCGCGAACUCAGUUGAGUAAUGGGACUGAGAUGUCCCCUACAGUCUGUGGCCGUCCUCCUGUUGACCAGGGAGCUCCAUGCUUUGCAGGCCCAGCAUUUCUGGAGACAGGCUCCCAUUAUUUCCAGAAGUGUGGAUACCUCCUCUCCUUUCUACACUGUGCAGUACAGCUCCCAGUGGCUCAAUGAAAGAAGGCUGGACCCCCGACCUUGUGAUCUUCCUGCUGUCCCACCUGUGGGAUGGGCUUCCAGAUGAGCCAGGUGUGUAGGCGACAGAACCACCAGGAAAGAUACUGCAAUGAGCAUUUGCUGUGCCCCCCGCACAUGUUCUGGACAGGCUGGGGUCCUUGGGAACAGUGCACAGCCCAGUGUGGGGGUGGCAUUCCAGCUCACCGCAGGACCUGCGAGAAUGGACCCGACUGUAUGGGCUGUAAUGUGGCAACAACUCAGCUCAUUCUAUCACUGCCUGCUGACGGACACUGCAUUAAAGGGAUUCAGGGUGGUAUUUUUCAAGCAUCUCAGAGGACUUCCCACAACUUCCAGGAGAAGGCACCUGCUCCCCCAUACCCUCCCUCUGGAUGCCAGCCCUUUAUCCGAGGGGCUACCUUGUCUGGAGUAACAGCCUACAGACUACAGCACCCUGCAGUCCCAGGAGAACACACACCAGGCUCCACUGAGCUCUCCCAGCCUGCAGAGGGGCAGACAUACCUCUCUGUUCUGUGUCCAGAGGUCAUUGUUGGGUCUCACCCCGUGGAUCUCUCAGGAAAACACCACCACCAGCAGCCUCUGAAAACCAGCAUCUUCAUCCGUCUGUUACCAAACAGUGACAACAUCAGGGUGUCAAAUCGAGACAUGUAGGGAUGUAUCUGGAGCGUAAACUCCCGGGUGGUGACACUUCAACAUCAUUACAACUCACAUGUGAGCUUCUGAC